GAUCCUGUUUCAGCUAAAUAUUCAUAUAUGGAGGUUACCAAUGAAAAUCUCCCACAAUUUGAAGGAUCCAGUGUAAUGCCAGCAGCUGGAACAAUGUACCUAACUACUUCAACUGGAUAUCCUUAUACUUUCCAUAAUGGAGUGGCUUAUUUUCAUACUCCUGAAGCUGCUUCUGUUCCACAAGCGUGGCCUUCACGCUCUGUUUCCAGUUCGCCAGUCAUGGUAGCUCAACCGGUUUAUCAGCCUCCUACAUAUCAUUAUCAGGCACCAACACAGUGUCUUCCAAGUCAGUGGCAGUGGAAUGUUCCUCAGUCUCCUGCCUCUUCUUCUUCAUUCUUUUAUCUGCACCCGUCUGAAGUCAUUUAUCAGCCAAUAGAGAUUACCCAGGAAGGUGGAUGUAUCCCUGCUCCUCUCUCUCUGGUGGAAGCUGCGGUUCCUGAGCCAUAUUCUGAUCAUGGAGUUCAAGCAACUUAUCACCAGCUUUACGCCCAGAGCGCCAUAGCCAUGCCAGCACCUGUGAUUCAAACUGAGCCCGUUAAAACGUUGUGGAGCGUUCACUAUUAAGCCAUUUGGGCAGCUCUAGCCUACCCGUACUGAUUUUCUUGUCCAGUCCUUCCCCUGUGGCCGAGAUCCAUCAUCAACACACCAGUUAGCAGCUGCCUGUUGUGAA
Molecule: messenger RNA, 670 nt
Organism: Tinamus guttatus (white-throated tinamou)
Lineage: Eukaryota; Metazoa; Chordata; Aves; Tinamiformes; Tinamidae
Source: RefSeq, a predicted model, not a curated record